Aedes albopictus (Asian tiger mosquito) is the source of this 756-nucleotide messenger RNA. RefSeq lists its product as uncharacterized. The transcript has 2 exons. The record is from RefSeq and is a predicted model, not a curated record. NCBI's taxonomy places the organism in Eukaryota, Metazoa, Arthropoda, Insecta, Diptera, Culicidae. Gene Ontology annotation, molecular function: nucleic acid binding; RNA-DNA hybrid ribonuclease activity. The coding region runs from base 1 to 756 and encodes 251 amino acids.
AUGCGAUCUACUAUACCGACGGCUCUAAACUGGGGGACCGAGUGGGCAUUGGUGUCCACGGCACAAACCCAGAACUACACCACCGCCUCCCGGCGGAGUGCUCGGUUUUCUCGGCCGAAGCAGCAGGAAUCUUCCAGGCCAUCACACAUCACAGCACCAAGGGACGGUGCCGUACUGGUGGUAACCGACUCUAACAGCGCCAUCUCCGCCAUCGACAACAUAAAGGCCAAGCACCCUUUCAUCCAGGGCAUCCAGGCGGCCCUAGACGCUGCCGAGCAUCGGACGGUACUGAUGUGGGUCCCCGGGCACUGCGGAAUCCGCGGCAACGAACGCGCCGAUGUCCUGGCCGGCAUUGGCCGGAACAGCCCCUACCUCACCCGGAAAAUCCCAGCGGACGAUGCCAAGAAAUGGGUCAUAGACACCAUCCGACAAGCCUGGGCCAACGAGUGGUGGCGGAAUCGGACCCUCUUCCUACGGAAGGCAAAACCAAGCAUAGAACCCGGAGAAGAUCUCCCUAACCGGCGGGACCAGAUCAUCCUGUCCCGACUCAGGACGGGACACACAAGAGCAUCCCACAACAUGGCCGCCGGAAACUCCGGCUUCCGCCGGCAAUGUGAAAACUACGACACCCCUAACACGGUAGAGCACUUCUUGUGCGUCUGCCCGGCACUUGGGUCGGAUACCCGUAGCAGCAGGAGAAAGAUCAGCGGGUACUCUCUGCAACCGUCGGGGCGCCGUCCAACCGGAAGCCGGUAG